Messenger RNA from Purpureocillium lilacinum, 288 nucleotides. The record is from RefSeq and is a predicted model, not a curated record. Lineage: Eukaryota; Fungi; Ascomycota; Sordariomycetes; Hypocreales; Ophiocordycipitaceae.
AUGGAUCCAUCCAAGGUGCCCCCUUUUUAUGCCACACAAAGCGACAGCGCGAUUCCUCGGACAGCUGAAUGUGUGUCGAAGAUUCAUCAAACGCAGUCCUAUAUGCCACCGAAGUGCAAGCAUGAUUGCGUUCCGCCCGGGACAAAGUCGGCUUGCCCGCACACAACAUCUGAAUGCAUUUGUUCAUGUUUGACGCCGCUUGCAUCGGUGGCAUCACGCCUUGUGCGCCAAACAGCCUUUUGUUUGCAUGCAGAUGCCUUCGUCAAUCUAGCCUGUUCGCAAUCAUAG